GUUGGUCCGCACAGGCCGGAGGGCGCGGAGCCGGCUCGGGAACCCAUGGAAGCGGCUGUGCCGCUGCCCCCGGUCUAUGUCUGCAGCCCAGAGUACCUGGCGCUGUGCGACUCGCUCUGCAAAGUGCCUAAACGGGCCAGUAUGGUGCAUUCUUUGAUCAAAGCAUAUUCCUUACUUGACCACAUGAGAUACCACCACCAAGCGACUGAAGCGCUGAUCAAAGGAGAGAGCCUGGCUGAAGGGCAACUAGCCAGCCUGUGGAUAGUCAAGCCCAAAGUGGCUUCCAUGGAGGAGAUGGCAAGCUUUCACACUGAUGCCUAUCUGCAGCACCUCCAGAAGGUCAGCGAGGAGGGGGACGAUGACCACCCAGAGUCUGUGGAGUAUGGACUAGGUUAUGACUGUCCAGCCACUGAAGGUAUUUUUAACUAUGCAGCAGCUGUAGGAGGGGCCAGCAUCACAGCAGCCCAGUGUCUGAUGGACGGCAAGUGCAAGGUAGCGAUUAACUGGCCUGGAGGGUGGCAUCAUGCAAAGAAAGAUGAAGCUUCUGGCUUUUGCUACCUAAACGACGCCGUCCUGGGCAUCCUGUGGCUGCGUCGGAAAUUCGACCGCAUCCUUUAUAUUGACUUGGACUUGCAUCAUGGGGAUGGUGUGGAAGAUGCCUUUAGUUUCACCUCCAAAGUCAUGACUGUGUCUCUGCAUAAGUUUUCACCAGGAUUUUUCCCAGGAACAGGAGAUGUGUCUGAUGUUGGCCUGGGGAAGGGGCGAUAUUACAGUGUCAACGUACCUAUCCAGGAUGGCAUUCAGGAUGAGAAAUAUUACCAGAUCUGCGAGACUGUGUUGAAGGAGGUGUACAUGGCGUUCAACCCAGAAGCGGUAGUCCUGCAGCUGGGAGCAGAUACGAUAGCUGGGGACCCCAUGUGUUCAUUUAACAUGACUCCAGUGGGGAUUGGCAAGUGUCUGAAGUAUGUUCUCCAGUGGCAGCUGGCUACUCUCAUCCUGGGAGGAGACAGGAGGCUACAACCUUGCCAACACAGCCCGCUGCUGGACAUACUUGACCGGGGUCAUCCUGGGGAGAACGCUACCCUCCGAGAUCCCAGAUCACGAGGGAUCAAAGAGACACUGCUGUGGUCCUGCUUAGAUACCACAAACAGAACCUAGUCAUUUUACUGAGGCACCUCCUCGCCUUCUCCCAGAGCCCUGAGGAGCCGCAGCUCAGCACUGUCUGGGGAACAAAAGAGACUUUGUACCUGCUGAAUAAACUCUACUCCACUCCCGACUCCACCAGCUGCCACGAUGCUGCCAGAAGUGAGCAAACAGGAGGCCUGCCUUUCCAAGACCAUGCAAGGGGGUUGGGGUGGGGAAGAGAGAGAUUUGCAUUUAGGAUGACAAAAAAAAAAAGCCAAUCACAAAGCCUGAUUGUAAGCAUAGUGUAGCCCUUUUGUUGUUUCCCCUGUGUGUGUUUGGGCUUGUUCUAGUGUCUCCUUGCUGCUUGGCGCCUUCUACCUAUGAGGCUGGCUAGCCCCGGGGAUUGCUUUUUAAAAAAUGAAACUAUUCAAUGAAGGUGAGGCAAACAGGGAGCCCUCUUCUGAAGUCAGCUUUUCUACCCUUCCACUGGGCAAACUUUCAUUCUAACGCCAGCACAGCAUGUCUGGGACUUUCCUUCUACUGAGCUACAAAUGGAGGUUCCUUUAUAUCUCAGCUCACUGCAAGGGGGGGUUGCUCUCUUACUUCCUGUCCUAUACCUAUGCAACCUGAAUUCAGCCCCCUUGUGCAUACGCAUUAUGAUGCAGUCUUUAGUUACAUGAUUACAUGCUGUUUUUUUCACAGGGCCCCUACCUUAUGGUCUUUUUUUGUGAGCCACAGAGAGCGUAAACUGUGGGUGUCUGAUUUUGAAAUUCCUAGGACUUAAUUUUACAGACUUAGCAUUACAUAGCACUUUGUAUUUUCAGAGCACAGCUUCUAUUGAUUUCAGCUGUAGCUGCAAGUGCUCAGCACUUCUGUAAAUCAGAUCCCUUUCUCUUCCCACAGUCCUCUCCCUCAUUCAUGAUGCACUUUCCAACUUGUGCAACAAGCGAGGUAGGGGUCCUACACAGCAGCCUUCUUCAGGUCACAGCCCCAGUGUCUCCCGAGAGCACUAUCCAUCCUGGGUGCUGAAUGAGGCGAGGGGCCUGUGGAAAAAUAGUAACCAUAAAACAAAUCCAGAGAAGUGAGGUCUAAAUUGAUGUGUUUGCAACUUUUUUAAUGAAUCACUUUAAACCAGUGCGACUUCUGCAUGUCUAAGAACUGCACUGCUAGAUAGACCUCCUCCAUACAGCCAGCAUUUGAAGAGGGCAGUAGUUAGCCCUGUGCCUAAUUGGAAUAUAGUGGCAUUGGGCCUACCCUGCUAAACCUAGGAGUGCAUAUGUAGCAUUUUGGUCACUCUCUGCAUGGAAAAAAAUGUUUAUUAGGAGUGACAGAGCAAGACUGAAGGUUGCCAACAGGUAACAUUGGACUGGUAACGAUCACUAAUGGCUUCUCUAAAAACCAGGUUCACUAAAAUUAGACAUUUGGGGAGACAGGGAGGGAAGCGUACUGGAGUAGGUCUUAUCUAGCCCUCCCUGCCGAAGCGAACUCUGGCCACUGCACGAAUGAUCCCUUCAGUUGACUCUCUAGGGUUUUAUUCAGUUUUACGUGAUGGAAACAAUGAGAUUUCUACCACUUCCCUUAGGAAAAUAUUCCUCCUUUAAAAAGAUUUCCAUAACGGGAAAUGCUCAGAUACUCUGCUUGAUUCGCUUUGUUUAAUUUCAUCCCACUACCCCAUUCACCCUUGGACCAGACUGUCCUUUGUGUUUACACCCUUCACUUCUCUUGUUGUUCAGUGUGCACUCUAUUCUAACCUUUCCUCCAUCAGUAAAUCUCUUUCUUCCUUUCUUCCUUCCAAAUUUACAUUGUGAUUUAAUAGUUAUACUUUUGGGGGGGCAAAUAAAAUGUGACGUGUGCAUCUGCUCCUGAUGAACCUGGGAAUGACUCCCCUCUCCCAUCAGCUUGCAGUUUAAUCUAGAGGACACUGGGCAAUGGGUACACUGGAAUUUACCAGAAACCUAAUGACCGCUAUACUUACCUACAUGCCUCCAGCUUCCAUCCAGGACGCACCACACAAUCCACUGUCUACAGUCAAGCUCUAAGAUACAACCAUAUAUGUUCCAAUCCCACAGACAGAGACAAGCACCUACAAGAGCUCUAUCAAGUAUUCUUAAAACUACAAUGCCCACAUGCUAAAGUGAAAAAACAGAUUGACAGAGCAGGAAGAGUCCCCAGAAGUCACCUAUUACAGGACAGAUCCAAUAAAGAAAAUAACAGAACGCCACUAGCAGUCACCUUCAGCCCCCAACUAAAACCUCUCCAGCGCAUCAUCAAAGAUCUACAACCUAUCCUGAAAGAGGAUCCCUCACUCUCACAGAUCUUGGGAGACAGACCUGUCCUCGCUUACAGACAGCCCCCACAACCUGAAGCAAAUACUCACCAGUAACCACAUACCACAGAACAAAAACACGAACCCAGGAACCUAUCCUUGCAAUAAAGCCCAAUGCCAACUCUGUCCACAUAUCUAUUCAAGUGACAUCAUCAUAGGACUAAUCACAUCAGCCACGCCAUCAGGGGCUCAUUCACCUGCUCAUCUACCAAUGUGAUAUAUACCAUCAUGUGCCAGCAAUGCUCCUCUGCCAUGUACAUUGGCCAAUCGGACAGUCUCUAUGCAAAAGAAUAAAUGGAUACAAAUCUGACAUCAGGAAUCAUAACAUUCAAAAACCAGUAGGAGAACACUUCAACCUCUCUGGUCACUCAGUAACAGAUUUAAAGAUGGCAAUCUUGCAACAGAAAAGCUUCAAAAACAGACUCCAACAAGAAACUGCUGAACUUGAAUUAAUACACAAACUAGAUAUCAUCAUUUUAGGCUUGAACAGAGACUGGGAAUGGCUGAGCCAUUAUACACAUUGAAUCUAUUUCCCCAUGAUAAGUAUCCUCACACCUUCUUGUCAGACUGUCUGAAAUGGGUCAUCUUGUUGAUUAUUACAAAAGUGUGUUUUCUCCUGCUGAUAAUUGCUCAUCUUAAUUAAUUAGCCUCUUAGAGUUGGUUGAGCAACUCCCACCUUUUCAUGUUUUCUAUAUGUGUAUAUAUAUCUCCUCACUAUAUGUUCUAUUCUAUGCAUCCAACGAACUGGGCUGUAGCCCACGAAAACUUAUGCUCAAAUAAAUUUGUUAGUCUCUAA
This is a messenger RNA of Gopherus flavomarginatus (Mexican gopher tortoise), 4247 nucleotides long. RefSeq names its product histone deacetylase 8 (gene HDAC8). The record is from RefSeq and is a predicted model, not a curated record. The coding region runs from base 46 to 1158 and encodes 370 amino acids. Lineage: Eukaryota; Metazoa; Chordata; Testudines; Testudinidae. The transcript is spliced from 11 exons. Gene Ontology annotation, molecular function: histone deacetylase activity.